AUGAAUCGUAAAUGUAUUUUAACGAUAUUUACCAUCAUAUUGAUCGUUUGUGCCGAAGCGAGAAAAACUUCGGGUCGAAGCCGUGGUUCUGGAUCGGGUCGCGGGACCAGCAGAAGAACAAAUUACAACCCUCAACCUGCGCCAACUUCCUUUAGUCAAACCCAAGCACAAAAACCUACCUUGUUUGGAUGGCAGGAGCGACCCGGUCAAUCUUCGUGGCAAACAAAAUCAUCUAGUGGACAAAGUCAUUCAUAUCCUUCGAGUGGUACUGGAAGCCAUACAUAUCCUUCGAGUGGCAGUGGAAGCCAAAAAUAUCCUAGUGGUAGUGGCGGCAGUGGGAGCCAUACAUAUCCUAGCGGUACUGGAUUAUCUGGUGAUAACAAGCCAAAACAACCAUCUUCCCCUAAUCAGCAGGCAGGGCAUUCCUACCCGGCUUCACCUGGGUUAUCAGGAAGCGCUAACGGUGGCUAUCCGCAGCAAACAGGAAGCAAGUAUCCACAACAAGGAACUGGUCAGUCGGGGUACCCGCAAUCAGCACAUAGCUAUCCACAACAACACGGAGUGGCAGGUUCAGCAGGUGCGCCACCACCGUACACACCACACCAAAACAACUAUGGAAAUCAAUAUCAUCCUCAAGGUCCACCGCCUCCUUAUUCAAACUAUGGCGGAUCUAACUAUGGCGGAGUUGGUGGAUACGGAUACAAUCCCGGACUUGGCCCCCAAGCUCCGGGCUACUUUGGAAAUUAUGGUAAACCAAGUGGAGGAAUGAGUCGCGGUGGAAGCGCCUUGGCUGGAGUGGGUAUUGCUGGUGCUGGUAUCGGAACAGUAUUAACUGGGUUAGCUCUUUGGAAUUUGGCUCGUUCCACGGGUCAUCAUCAUCACACUGUUAUUUACGAUAAUAGAGGACAACCUGUAGCUGUAGCGCCGGUUAAUGAUACGUCAGCUCCUACGGAUUCCAUUUUGGCUGACUUAGUAAAUUGCAGUUUGACAAUUAGUAAUGAUGAUAAAACCGAAGUGUUGGCGAUACCAUGUUCUAUUGCUACUUCAUUCACUCCAGACGCAAACGUAAAGGACUCCGAUGUCAACAAAGACCCUAAUGAUAACACUAAGUGCACCAUUGCGGUUCUCACUAAGGCUGGUAAAGAGUACAUGACCACUAUACCGUGCUCGAUUCUUUUAAAUACAGCUGCAGAGAAUAAUGUAACAGAACCUCCCUUAGUAAUCGAUCAACCCAUUAACAACAACAACUUUACUAGCGAGCCAGAUAUGAUUCAAAAUGGCACCAUGAUUGAAAAUAUUCCAAAAGGGGAACCAACCGCCCUUAGGCUUUCCGGUGAAGAUGUAAAUGGCGAUGAUAAAACACUUGCACAACUUAAUUGCACUGUGCAACCGGAAGAAAUAAGGGAUCCAAUAAAUCCGUGUUUUUCUAUCAACCAUAAUUUGACUGUUAUACCUUUACCAACUACGGAGGCACCAAAAUGA
Molecule: messenger RNA, 1482 nt
Organism: Spodoptera exigua (beet armyworm)
Lineage: Eukaryota; Metazoa; Arthropoda; Insecta; Lepidoptera; Noctuidae
Source: the annotation of a GenBank genome assembly